AUGACCGCCCGACUCCUCCUCCUUCUAGCGCUCGUCUACGCGACGCCACCCCGCGCCGCAGCCGGCGCGUCCGGGGACGACGUCAUCCGGCAGGUGACUGACAACGGCGCUCCUGCAGCACGACGUCCUCCGUCUCCAGGGCUGCUCCCGGAGGCGAAGUUCGCGGCGUUCGUGCGGCGACACGGCAAGGAGUACUCGGGCGGGGCGGAGGAGUACGCACGCCGGCUGCGCGUGUUCGCGGCCAACCUGGCCCGCGCCGCGGCCCACCAGGCGCUCGACCCCGGCGCGCGCCACGGCGUCACCCCCUUCUCCGACCUCACCCCGGAGGAGUUCCAGGCGCGCCUCACCGGCCUGCAGCAGCAGGGGACGAAUAACAACAUGCCGGCCGCGGCGCGCGCCACGGCCGAGGAGCUGGCCACGCUCCCCGCCAGCUUCGACUGGCGCGCCAAGGGCGCCGUCACCGAGGUCAAGAUGCAGGGCAUGUGCGGCUCUUGCUGGGCCUUCAGCACCACCGGCGCCGUGGAGGGCGCCCACUUCGUCGCCACCGGGAAGCUCCUCAACCUCAGCGAGCAGCAGCUCGUCGACUGCGACCACACGUGCGACGCGGUGGCGAAGAACGAGUGCGACAGCGGCUGUUCGGGCGGGCUAAUGACGAACGCCUACACCUACCUGAUCCGGGCCGGCGGGCUAAUGGAGCAAGCCGCGUACCCAUACACGGGCGCCCAGGGGACAUGCCGUUUCGACGCGAACAAGGUGGCCGUCCGGGUGACGAGCUUCACGGCCGUGCCGCCGGACGACGAGGACCAGAUCCGGGCUUCGCUGGUCCGGGCCGGGCCGCUGGCCGUGGGCCUGAACGCGGCCUUCAUGCAGACGUACCUGGGCGGGGUGUCGUGCCCGCUCCUCUGCCCGCGCAAGCUCAUCAACCACGGCGUGCUCCUCGUCGGCUACGGCGCCCGCGGGCUCGCGCCGCUCAGGCUCGGCUACCGGCCGUACUGGAUCAUCAAGAACUCGUGGGGGAAGGAGUGGGGCGAAGGAGGGUACUACAGGCUCUGCCGCGGCGCCCGCAACCGCAAUGUGUGUGGGGUCGAUAGCAUGGUCUCCGCCGUCGCCGUCGCGCUGUGAUUUAGAUUAACGACGCCCGGACGGUGUGUUCAUGUCCUAGUUGUUCACUAGCUUAAUCUUUAAUGCAGCUUAUUAGUUUAGUUGA
Molecule: messenger RNA, 1207 nt
Organism: Brachypodium distachyon (stiff brome)
Lineage: Eukaryota; Viridiplantae; Streptophyta; Magnoliopsida; Poales; Poaceae
Product: probable cysteine protease RD19D
Exons: 2
Coding region: 1-1122 (373 amino acids)
Cellular component (GO): lysosome
Molecular function (GO): cysteine-type endopeptidase activity
Source: RefSeq, a predicted model, not a curated record